Molecule: messenger RNA, 2874 nt
Organism: Owenia fusiformis
Lineage: Eukaryota; Metazoa; Annelida; Polychaeta; Sabellida; Oweniidae
Source: the annotation of a GenBank genome assembly
CAUCGAUGUUUGCGCGGGAAUUUCUGCAUGUUCUGACAAGUUGAGCUAGAAAAUAAUUUAUUACUUGGCAUUUAUUUUAGAUCUUCAGAUAGUUUGUCGCAAGUGUAGUUGGAAAAAAAGUGUUUUCUUCAGAGUUAGCGAAAUAUACAAAGAUAUGCCUCGGCGAAAGCUAGAAAAAGUUGAGUCACCUGAUGAUGUUGCCCCCUUGGAAAAGAAAGUGAAAACGGAAACAACUAUAGAUGGCACUGUGGUACAAUGGGAAUGGGAAUCGGACACAAAUGAGUGGACAAAGUAUGGGCCUCUUCAUUCAGAGCAGAUCAAUGAUGCAUAUAAUUCCAGUAAAGCUAAAAUAGACAUUGAUGUCGGACCAGUGAAAAUGACUAUAAAUUUCCAGAAAUUUGUUCAGAAGAAUAAAAAGACAGGAUGGGAGAGAAGGAUCAGAUGUUGCUUAGCAUCAACAGCUGAUAGUAGUGAGUUCUAUUGUUGGUCCUGGAAGGAUGAGUUUAAGUCACAGUGUCCAUAUAUGCCAGAUAUCAGCAUGAAGUUUGAGAAGGCCCUACAUGAUGAUGAUGCUGAAGUGGAGUUCGAAGCAGGAAAACCAAAACGUCAAUAUAUCCUGGAUAUUAAGAAAAUGAUACAGAGAAAUGCUGAAACAAACAAGGAGACAACAGUAUCUAGAACAAAAUCAGCUGCUAAACCUCCUACUGGUGAUGCACCAACUGUUGUCAAGUCUGAACCUAAAGCAGCAGCAAAAGCUACAACGAAAAGUGCUCCUAAAGGGAAGUCAACCAAAUCUGCAAAAGGAGAACCAAUGGAUGUUGAAGAGGAAAAAAUAAAAACUAUUGUAAUGAAGGGCAAGGCUCCAGUUGAUCCUGAAUGCACAAAAUCAUCAACUGCUCAUGUCUACUGUGAAGGGAGUGAUGUCUACGAUGCCAUGUUAAAUCAGACAAACCUUAUGAAUAACAACAACAAGUACUACAUCUGUCAGCUCUUGGAAGAUGAUACUAGGAAGGCAUAUAGUGUAUGGUUUAGGUGGGGACGUGUUGGGAAGGUGGGCCAGAACAGUCUCAUGCCAUGUGGCCCUGACCUUGAUGAGGCCAAAAAAUUGUUCACUAGGAAGUUCCAUGAUAAGACAAAGAAUGACUGGUCCCUAAGGAAUAAGUUCAGCAAGGUGGCUGGAAAAUAUGAUCUCGUUAAGAUGGAUUACUCGGCAAAGGGUGACACUGAUGAAGUUGAUUCAGGAAACCCAACUAUCAAGAAGGAGCCUGGGAUUAAGAUACCUCCUUCAAAACUUGAUAAACGAAUUCAGGACAUAGUCAACAUGAUCUGUGAUAUAAAAUCCAUGGAGGAUAGCGUCAUUGAGAUGAAGUACGAUGCCAAGAAAGCUCCAUUGGGUAAACUGGGUAAAGACCAGAUAAAAGCUGGCUACACAGCCUUAAAGAAGAUUGACAAAUUUGUUCGGGAGGAAAACUAUGGAAAGGGAUUAGUGCAAGCCUGUGAUGAAUUUUAUACAAGGAUUCCACAUGAUUUUGGUAUGAAAAGACCACCAGUGCUUCGUACCAAAGAAGAAGUAAAAGCAAAGCUGAACUUGCUAGAAGCUCUAGAUGAUAUAGAAGUGGCACUCAAAAUGCUGAAGAAGAAGGGAGAUAUAAAUGAAAAUCCUGUUGAUACUCACUAUAAAAAUCUGAACUGUACUUUGAAACCUUUAGAGAAAUCUCAUGCAGACUUUAAGAUGGUUGAAGACUAUGUAACCAACACACAUGCCCCAACACAUCAGCAAUAUAAGAUGCUCGUGGAGGAAGUUAUGCAAUGUGAUAAAGAAGGAGAAACUGAAAAUUAUAAAGAUUAUGGAAACAAGAUGCUCCUAUGGCAUGGCUCUAGGCUGACCAAUUAUUGUGGCAUAUUAAGCCAAGGUCUCCGAAUUGCACCACCUGAGGCACCCGUUACAGGGUAUAUGUUUGGCAAGGGUGUAUACUUUGCUGAUAUGUCCAGUAAGAGUGCUAACUACUGUUUUGCCACCAGAGCUAAGAAUGUUGGCUACCUACUUUUGUGUGAGGUUUCCCUUGGACAAGCCAAUGAGCUUCUAGCAGCUGACUAUGGAGCUGAUAAGCUCCCUGCAGGAAAGCACAGUGUACAUGGCCUUGGCCGUAUAGCUCCUGAUCCAAAGAAGACAUUUACCACGAAUGAUGGUGUGAAUGUUCCACUAGGGAAGCCCAAAGACACUGGUGUAACCAACCCCACAGGGUACACACUAAACUACAAUGAAUUCAUUGUAUAUAAUACUAACCAAGUGCGGAUGAAGUAUCUAGUUAAAGUCAAAUUUAACUUUAAAUAAGUCAGCAUGUUGGAAAUAUAGACGAGGGGUAAUCAAUAAACAGUGGGACGGGCCUGGUGUUCAUUUGAAGACCUCAUUCAGGAGCCAAUACAUAAUUUCGACUGGAAUUAUUAAGCAAACAAUCAUUUUAGUCCAUUGUUAACCACACAAAAUUGUGUAAUAGCAAGACAAUCUUUAAACAAGACUGUCUCUAAAUGUUCACCAGUAACUACUUUGUCAUAAUACAUGUUAUCUCAAAAGGGAAAAACAAAAGCCUGCAAUGGGCAGGAUAUGAAUUAUCACCAACCAUGAAGUUGAAUGAACUCAGAACUUAAUUCAAUUCAAAGUGAGAGGAUGAACGAGACCAAAUGCCAAAUCUUUUACAGAUGCCAAUUUGUAUGUUAACUAUUUUUUGUUCUUAUAACUUACAAAGUGAAUCUUACAUAUAUGUGUUUUCAAUAAUUGAAAUGUAAGUUUUGUUAAGAAUGUAAUUGUUGUGUUGUGUGAUACUAUUAUGAAUAUACACGUUUGUGUAUUUACUGCACAAGAAAAUAAACUAG